AUGAAAUUUUUCAGCCGUGACCUUGAUAAGUUGAAAGGACCCCUUGAUGGAAUCCUCACUGAGGUAACUACUUUUAACCAAGGUGUUGAUCCACCUCUUGUUGCGCCAUCAUGUACUAUAGGUCUAACACAAAAGGAUAAAACAGUCUAUCUCAACACUAAGGGAGUCACAAACCUCAACACCAAAGAGCCUGCAACCAACGAUCACUUGUACGCCUUGUUUUCCUGUACUAAAUCAAUGACAGUUAUGGGUGCAUUAAUCUUGUACGAAAGAGGCCAAUUAGAUUUAGAUGCCCCAGUGUCGAAAUAUAUCCCUGAAAUUUCAUCAGUUGGGGUUCUUGAACCAGGAAUCAUUGAUAAAAAAACAGGUGAGUUUAAGAAGCCAUUGGAACCACCAAAAACUCAAAUUACUGCUCGGCAUUUGAUGACGCAUACUGCUGGUUUCUCCUACGGAUUUAUUCACCCUGACUAUUUUACAUUGAUCACAAAAGGACAACCAAAAUUGGAUGCCUCAAACCCCACACUUGAGUUUUUUUUGAAAAAGGCACCAUUAGUUUUUGAGCCAGGAUCUAACUGGAUGUAUGGUUACAGCAUUGACUGGUUGGGGUUUGCUAUUGAAAAGAUAUCGGGUCAGAAAUUGGGCGAGUUUCUAAAGAAGGAGAUUUUUGACCCUGUUGGUAUGGCUUCAUGCACGUUUCAUAAAAAGGAUUAUAACAAUAUGAACCGAGUCCAUUACAGGAAACAGGACGCAUCGUUGAAGUUGCAGGAAAAGUUUGGCUUGCCCUUGGACCCUAACUUGGAUCUAGGAGGCCAAGGUUGCUUCGGAACUGUUGGCGACUACUUGAAAUUUAUGCGUGUUUGGCUAAAUUUUGGGUACAGUCCUGAUGGGGAUAAACGUAUCCUAUCGCAAAAGACAGUUGAGUACGCGGUGCAGAACCAUUUACCCGAAAAUGUCGAGUUGGAAUUUAUUGGAUUGGCCCAUAAUUUUGUUGAUGAUGAUGCACCUGAUAAGAAACAAGAUGGAUGGACCCUUUCUGGAAACGCAUACAAUGCCAAUAAAUUACCCAGUGGAAGACCCCUGGGAACUUUGUACUGGGGCGGAUUGGCAAACUUGCUGUACUGGAUUGACUUUAAAAAUGGAAUUGGUGGCUUUUAUGCGGUGCAGGUAUUUCCCUACAUGGAUGAGUAUGUUGUUCCAUAUAUAGCUAAAUUUGAGUACGAGGUUUAUAGUGUCGUUGAUGGAGAAAAUGCUUCAGCAAAGCUAUAG
Lodderomyces margitis is the source of this 1266-nucleotide messenger RNA. RefSeq lists its product as uncharacterized. The record is from RefSeq and is a predicted model, not a curated record. NCBI's taxonomy places the organism in Eukaryota, Fungi, Ascomycota, Pichiomycetes, Serinales, Debaryomycetaceae. The transcript has a single exon. The coding region runs from base 1 to 1266 and encodes 421 amino acids.